UGGAUUAUUUAACAGGCGCUCAGUCCCAUGUCGCCAUCUGCUAUUGGAAGAAAAACACCGUGGAAUAUUCCCAGAAGCACAUGAUGCGCAUUGGGAUCCAACGAGUGAAAAUUUAAGACUUACUACGCGCAAUAUCUGCCACGCGCAACAGGUGCGCCAACUUCCAGGAGGGACGACGCGAUUAAGCUGAGCGACAGAGGAACACGGUUCGUUGUGCUUGCUCGAACAAUGCUCUUAAAUAGCGCGACAAUGCGCCGCGCGUAAAUUUGUACGCACCGACCAAUUGGCAUCGCGUUCCUCUUGAAAUAAUCGGAUGAAUGAGAUGAACUGAGGCUUGAAAAGUGCAAUGCUGAGUGGAUCAACUCGGUGAAUCGUACGGAGUAGACCGUUUGAGGAGUAGAGGGGUGCAGCGUGUGGCGUCAUGGUGGUGGAGGGGGACAGGACGCUGCUGGCCGCCAGACAAGGAGACAUCCAAACCUUGAAGGCGCAACUGGCAGCGAAAGCGUUGACGAGUGACGUGAAGGAUGUCCUCGGUGCCACUCCGGUGCACCACGCAGCCAGGGCCGGGAAACUAACGUGUCUGCGGUUCCUGGUGGAGGAGGCAGGGUUACCGGGGAACAGUCUCGCCAACAAUGGAGCGAGUCCGGCGCAUGACGCAGCAGCCACCGGUAACCUGCCCUGUCUACAGUGGUUGUUGACCCAGGGGGGAUGUCAGCCAGAGGCUAAGGACAGUUCUGGUGCCACAAUUCUUCACCUGGCCUCUCGCUUUAGUCAUCACGAAAUCACAGAGUGGCUGCUGAAGAGUGGAGAAGCGGAUCCUGGGGUCACCACUGAUACUGGCGCCCUACCUGUACACUAUGCUGCUGCCAAGGGAGACCUUCAUUCCCUACGAUUGUUACUGGGACACAGCCCAAAUCUUGUCAACUCUCAGACGAAGAAUGGUGCCACACCCCUCUACCUGGCCUGUCAGGAGGGUCACCUUGAAAUCGUCCAGUACCUGGUCAAAGAUUGCGGGGCAGAUCCAAGCACCAGGGCCAAUGAUGGGAUGACGUCCCUCCAUGCUGCUGCUCAAAUGGGCCACAACACAGUCAUCGUCUGGCUGAUGAGCUUUGCCGAGAUCAGCCUGGCAGACAGGGACGGUGACGGAGCGACAGCCAUGCACUUUGCCGCCAGCCGUGGUCACGCAAAGGUUCUCAGCUGGUUGCUGCUGCACGGUGGUGAUAUUGUCACUGACAACUGGGGAGGGACUCCUCUCCAUGACGCUGCUGAGAAUGGAGAACUAGAGUGCUGUCAAAUUCUAGUUGUCAACGGAGUGGACCUUGGUAUCAGGGACCAGGACGGGUUCACAGCGGCAGAUCUGGCCGAGUACAACGGACACACGCAGUGUGCAAAGUAUCUCCGCACCGUUGAAAACAUGAGUGUGGAGCAUCGUGUAUUGUCCAGAGAUCCGUCGACAGACCUUGAGUACAAGCAGCAGGACUCAGGACUGUCGUCUCCAAACACCACCAUGCCCCCAGCCACUCAGCCAGCGCACUUUGACAUCAGCUCCCCGUCCAGCUCACUGUCCAACUACGACUCUGCGAACUCCAGCCAGUCCAGCACGGGAGAGAAGAGGAGCAGCCUGACAACAACACGAGGUCCACUCGGUCAGCUUCACACAGUAGCACACACAGGCGCGUCUGAGUCGGCCAUCUCAGACAUGCAGGCUUACAUGGACAUGUUAAACCCCGAUAUUGACUCUGACUCAUCUCGGAAGAAGGAAAUCUCCGGCGAUGCAAAGCUGCCUCCUCCUCCCACCUUUCCACCCCCGCCUCCACCUCAGUCCCCCCCCACGCCUCCUCCGCCCCCGAGUUACCCCGCACCCAAGCCCCCUCAGGAGCCCACAUCAGCCGAGUUCCUGAAGGUGAAAAGCAACCUGCGCCACGUGGAGAGCUGCAGCAGCAGCAGCAAGAAGGAGAAACUGUUGGCGGGAGAUCAGCACGAGAAGCUGCGGCGCGUGGAUUCCAACAGAAAGUCCAGGAGUUUCAGCAAGCAGCCCAGCACUGGGGACUACUACAAAAACCUGGGCAGCGACACAGCCGAGCCCCGGGGGAGCAAAGUCAUGGCGCCCAAUGAGGAGGGCUCCGCCAUGUUGGAGGAGCCGGCCGACAGCCCGGCAUCUGCAUCUGAAAAUGGCACCACAGACGAGGCCAUCCCACCGCCGCCGCCUCCCCCUCCUCCGCCUCCUCCUCCUCCCAACAAUCCAAUGCCAACGCCUCCUCCACCUCCUCCGCUUCCUCCAGACACGACCACCACCCAGAAUCACUCGGCAAGCAGUACGUCUACCCACCAAAGACGCCCAUCUUCCUCAUCAGGAAGCGGGGAACCUUCUCUUACUGAGGGUGCAGCACUGAGACAGAUGAAGAGCACAAAAUCCUUCAACAUGAUGUCCCCCACUGGUGACAACUCCGAGCUCCUGGCAGAGAUCAAAGCAGGGAAGAGCCUGAAGCCCACUCCUCACAGUAAAGGCUACACCACCGUGUUCUCCAACAGCGGUCCCACUGGCAACAAUGGAAGCACCACUUCUCCACCAGAGACUCGUGCUCCCAGCCCACCAGUCAAGCCAGCCUCCCCACCACCAUCCCUCACGCCCGUCACCUCUCCGCCCCCCACACCGAGUCCCAGCCCGAGUCCGACCGGGUCUGGAUCCUCCAGGACCAUGACCACCUCGGCCAGCUUCGAGCAGCUGUCCUCAAACUCCGUGAUCAACGGGAACAACGGCGGCAGCACCACGGCGGCCGAGUUGGGGAGAAAGACCAGCCUGGCAGACGUGGAGGCGCUGGUCCCCACUCAUGACGAACAAGGAAAAGCCAUCCCGGAGUGGAAGAGGCAGGUGAUGGUGCGAAAACUCCAGGUGAAAAUGCAGGAAGAGGAGGAACACAAGCGCAAGGCGGAAGAGGAAGCUGCCCGACUGGCAUCGAUGCCGGCCUGGAGGAGAGACAUGAUGAAGAAGAAAAUGGAUGAGGAGAGAUGUGACAGGGAACAAAAGAGAAAAGCCGAAGAGCAGGCCAAACAGGCCAAAGAGAUGGAGGAGAAGACGGAGCUGGAGCGACUACGGACUCUGGGCUACGACGAAACCAAGCUAGCGCCAUGGCAACGACAAAUCAUCCUGAAGAAAGGGGAUGUAGCCAAACAGUGAACGACCACACCCCACCUCUACCCCACAAGGCCUUCACUGAAGACAUCCCCGCUUCCUCACAUUUGGCUGUGUAGCUGCAUCGUGGACAACAGACCCUGUCUGAUUUUUGGGCCACCAAAAACAAAGGACCAGUAGUUACUCUCCAGCUUUUGAGGCUCGGUCUGUCGAACCUGCAACUUCCAGCUCCUAAGUAAAGUCACAAAAACUCUGUCCUUUAGCUGUAAGAGUAGCGGACACUUGCACUGAUUGUAACAGAAGAAGAAGCGCUCUUAACUGAAUCUACUCAUCUGCAAAUGUAGAGUAGACCUGUAUAUGAAUAGUGAGGCAGCUUCAGAGAGCCUUUCAGCCAUGGAGGGCCAGUAAUAUAUUAAUUUAUCAUCCAAUAGCUGCACUGUGGAAAAUAUCAUCCUGUUUUAGAUCACAUCUGUCUUGCUAUCAUGCUUUUAGAAGUGCUUUCCGUCAUUUUUCAGCCAGAACAAUGAGCUUAAAAUACACAUUUACGUCUGUAUCAACAGCUACGCUCGAUGUCUGUGGGUUAGAAAUACUCUCAAGUAAUUUGAUUCAAAAUUCUGUAGGAUGAUUAUCACCGGGAACAAAAUAUUUUCUAAUUGUGUGUUACUGUGAUCAUGAAUGUGAAGUGUGUGCAUGUUGCAAAAUGUGGAAGGGGUAUGCUUUGGUGUAUUGCGUAUCAUGGUUGUGUUUCAGGCCCCUCAAGUGAAGGCAAAGAUGGAGAUAAACCAAAUGGGACUCAAAUUCAUAAAGGCCUUUUGGAAUAAAGUGUACGACGAGUCAUUAAAGGACAGUUAUGGAAGCAGUCAGUUAACACAUUAUGAAAUUUGUGAAUUUGAUUUUCCACUUUCAAAUGCAUUUACUACAUUUAUUGAAUUAGUCAAAUUAAUUUGGAAUUGAAUUCACUUCUGUCCGAUGCCAUAUGACGUUGAAAUUGAAAAUGAUGUCAUCAUCAUUGCCAUUUAAGUUUCUAUAAAUAUGAAUUGUGUACAUAGUGUCCUCUCACAACUGUCUCGUGUCCAUUGUGUUUGACAUCUUUCAGCCUUUCUUCAAUGGAUGUUGGCUAAAUUCGUGAAAAAUUCUAUUUUCAGACUGAACAAUGAAGAAAAUAAAUCGAAUAAUAAUCAAA
This is a messenger RNA of Synchiropus splendidus (mandarinfish), 4316 nucleotides long. RefSeq names its product espin (gene espn). Gene Ontology annotation, molecular function: actin filament binding. The transcript has 15 exons. Gene Ontology annotation, cellular component: cytoplasm. Lineage: Eukaryota; Metazoa; Chordata; Actinopteri; Syngnathiformes; Callionymidae. The coding region runs from base 422 to 3178 and encodes 918 amino acids. The record is from RefSeq and is a predicted model, not a curated record. Gene Ontology annotation, biological process: actin filament bundle assembly.